CACAGAUGAGUUUCCAAGAAGGCGUGUAAAGAAGAUUCUUCCUGAUGAAGACCAUGUUUCGAUCUCAUCAAGGUUGUAACUAGUGAAGAACAAUUCAGAGCUGAAGGAAAAAUUUACUCCUCAUCUUGUAGAGCCAGAUGUUGAAAUGGACACACAUCACUGGAUGGAGGUAGCAAAUAUGUGCAAAGAAUGUUACUUGGUUGUCAAGCGGUAGCUGGUAGAACAAGCAUGAAGCAUUGUGCUGGAUCAACUCAAUUGUUUUAUCAAAGGAACAAGCAUGCCCUAACAUUAGAACUGUUUUGGGUUAGGAUUUGCGGUCGCACAAUGGAUUUGACUGAAUCUGCUGUGUUUAUGUGUGGCAGGUGACGAGCUCCUGUUGGAUUCGUUCCCGUACAUGGAGCUGGAGAAGGGCGUUCUAUGGGAAGUCGAUGGCGAAAGGAGCAACCUGCCUUUGACAAGAAGCAUGACGCGCUACAUCAAGAUCCUCGGUGCCAAGCUUGAAUGGGAGGAGCAAGCUCAAGGCCCCUGGGUUGUAUUGACGACUCUCAUCAGCGAUGCAUGGUGGGAGGCGAGGCGAGGCUAGGGCGCGACCAAGGCGGCCCGUAAAAUCAGGACAGCCGCAUCUUUAGUUUUAGCCCGUGAUCAAUGCCAGCCAAUGAGGGAGGAGAAAUUAGUGCCUGUAAUUAUUUAUUACUAGUAUGUAAUUUGUGCUGAGGAUAUCUGUUUUGGAUGGAAACGUAUGACUGAUUGGCUCCUCGUGGAUGCGUAGGGAUAGCUCGCCUCUGUCGUCUCUACAUAAGCCUCGCUCGUUCCCACAACACACAACUCGCCACACAACUCCCAAUCAAACCGGAGGACUAGUUCUAUGGCGUGCCCGUGCUUGCGCCUGAGUCGCCGGCCGGACUCCGGCGUGUCUCCGUUCGGCUGUUAUGCCGGCGCCACCGGUCCGGCGCGCCGCCAGCCGGACGCGACCGGGCGGCCGGCGCCCAUCGCCGUCUCUCUCGCGGACCGGCCGCCAUCCCGCCCGCUGCCGUGCCGCCAACCAGGCGACGCAGCCGAGGGUUCCAUCCGGCCGCCUUCAAAACCCGUCUCCACCCUGCACCGGCGCGUCCCGGCAGCCUUCAAAACUCGUCUCCACCCCGCUCCGGCGCAUCCCGCCCGCCUUCAAAACCCGUCUCCACCCCGCUCCGGCGCAUCCCGGCCGCCUUCAAAACCCGUCUCCACCCCGCUCCGGCGCAUCCCAUCUCACCUCACCUCACACAAAGACACAAAGACAGACCUCCUCCCUAUAAAAUUAUCGGUAGAACCCUAGCGCCCCCAGCCUCCUCUCCCCAUUCCGCCGCCGCCGCCACCCUCCAAAUUCCAAAACCCCACCUCCAAAUCCCCGCCACCAGAUCCCGCCGCCGCCACCACCACCCGCCAUGGGUACACCCACAUCCUUUAAGUUCUUCGCCUCCGACGACCGUCAGGUGGGGCACCUGCUCGCUGCCGUCGAUGCGGCGGCGUCCCGGUGCACGGCGGCGGCGCAGCGUCUCGAGGCCGCAGCGACCAAGGAGGGUAAGCUCAAGGGCAAAGGGGAGGAGGCCGAGGCCGACGCGGCGCGCGCCACAAAGCUCGCCGCCGAGCAGCUCGCCUCCGCCGCCGAGGAGGUGGCCGUCGCCAAGAAGACGCUCGCCGUCGUGACGCACGCCGUCGCCAAGGCCGCCCUGGCAGACGCAUCUUCAGCCACCAGUGCGCUCGUGGAUCUACUCGAGAAGGACGGCCACACCCCCGCCCAAGUCGCAGCCGCCACUGGAACCGCUGCUAAGGUCCUGCUCGCCAUCGCCGACAAGCAGGCGCUGGCCUCUGCCGCUCGCGCCGAUGCGGUCUCCGCCGCUUCCUUCGCCAAGGCUGCAACCUCAUUCGCAGCGUCCCCGACAAACUUUUACGUCUUCUCCUGGGAGCGCGUUGAGCCAUCCAACAUCAACCAGCAAGAAGGUCCAGCUCCUAGGAAGGAGAACGGAGAUGGGAGAAACAGCUACAUGAAGGCGUUCAUGGGGGGCCGCGGUGGGGGAGGUCCGAGGGGGCAGAUCAUUGCAACGGCAGCUCGCUUGAUCAACCGGGAGAUGGCCAAACAUGGCCAGGUCAUGUCGAUCAACAAUAUCGCAGAAAUCUUGAGCUCUCCGGUCGAUGUCGGGUCACCUCAACUAAAGGCCAUCCUGCCCCAUCUUGUUACAAUCGCUCCCCAGCUCCCCAUCCCCGAGCAGCUCCUUCCCGAGCUGCUUCUGCCAUCGCAGCCGCCAGCCAUACCUCAAGUCUUGCUUCCGCCGGCCUUCCAUGCGGCUUCCGAGGUUGCCAAGGAGGUCCAGCCGACGGUGAAACAGGGUGGGUGGAAGGACAUCAACGUUAGAAACUUAAUCGUGACUACUACAAUCGGAUGGUGCUACGGCAUGGGGCUGGAUGCGGCCUACAAGGAGGUCAAAGACUACCGCCCUGAUUUGUCCAAGCUGGGACAGCUCUCACUCGACGAGACCCCCGAGCCUCAGGCUAGUGGUAAGAACUUCGAGUAGACUUUCUUUUGUCUCAAGCAUUGGGAAGUAAUAGAAAUAGUAGACGUCUAUGAUCAUUUUGCUUUCUUCUGUACCUCCUGCGGGUGUGGAUCUUGAAGUUGGCAGAACUGCUGAUUAAGCUUUUGUGAUGUUGAUGCUAUUGACUGAUGAAGCACUAGGCGUUUAUGAUCA
Triticum aestivum (bread wheat) is the source of this 2720-nucleotide messenger RNA. RefSeq lists its product as uncharacterized. The record is from RefSeq and is a predicted model, not a curated record. NCBI's taxonomy places the organism in Eukaryota, Viridiplantae, Streptophyta, Magnoliopsida, Poales, Poaceae. Bases 1422 to 2549 code for a protein of 375 amino acids. The transcript has 6 exons.